Tauraco erythrolophus (red-crested turaco) is the source of this 926-nucleotide messenger RNA. NCBI's taxonomy places the organism in Eukaryota, Metazoa, Chordata, Aves, Musophagiformes, Musophagidae. The record is from RefSeq and is a predicted model, not a curated record.
AUGAACAACGGACCCUGUGUGGGCGCGGGGGCACGGAGGCACUUCUGGCUCUCCUCCUCGCUGGCCCUGCUUGUUGUUGCCGGGUCCUGGCACCAGCCAGGUCCUCACCAGCUGCCCCACUGGCGGUGUCCCCACCGGCGCACCCGCGGCACCGCGGAGUCCUCCGCCUGCCGCUGCAAGUGCAUCCUGCGGCCGCUCAGCAGGGACGCCUGCAGCCGCGUCAGGAGCGGCAGCGUGCGGGUGGAAGACUUCUACACGGUGGAGACGGUGAGCUCAGGGGCCGACUGCAAGUGCUCCUGCACCGCUCCCCCCUCCUCGCUCAACCCCUGCGAGAACGAGUGGAAGAUGGAGAAGCUGAAGAAGCAGGCGCCCGAGCUCUUCAAGCUGCAGUCCAUGGUGGACCUGCUGGAGGGAACGCUCUACAGCAUGGACCUGAUGAAGGUGCACUCCUACAUUAACAAGGUGGUGGCCCAGAUGAACACCCUGGAGGAGACCAUCAAGACUAACCUGAGCAGAGAGAACAACUUCAUGAAGGAGAGCGUCCUACACCUCACUGACCAGAUGAAACGCUACGAGAACUACUCCGAUAUCAUGAUCAGCAUCAAGAAGGAGAUCUCCAACCUGGGCUACCAGCUGCUGCAGAAGGAUGCUGCCGGCGUCCCCGAGAGCAAGGCACAGGACACGGCAGAUGGCAGAGAGAAGGAGGCAGGACGGUACCCCAGCACCCGCAAGGUGCAGGGGGACAGGGCAGCCCCCCGAGCGCCCAAGGAGAAGCUGGUGAAGCCUGAGAAGCCCAAAAAGGACCCUGCGAAGGGCAGGGUGGGCUCACAGCCCAUGCCCAAGCCCAAGCCCAAGCCACCAGCGCACCAGCAAACCGUGGUCCGGGGCAUCACGUACUACAAGGCCGGGCAGGAGGGGGCGGAGGG